Molecule: messenger RNA, 288 nt
Organism: Ilex paraguariensis (yerba mate)
Lineage: Eukaryota; Viridiplantae; Streptophyta; Magnoliopsida; Aquifoliales; Aquifoliaceae
Source: the annotation of a GenBank genome assembly
GGGAAGCAGACGAAGCCGUUUGAAUUCGAAGCCAACUAUUUGAACGACAUCGUUGCUGUCUUCUUUGUUGGACAGCAAAUUUUGACAAAAACUACGUCGUCCCACUUAUCUACGCCAACAGCGGAGGUUCAGUGCACCCCCUCUCCCAUUGGCUUCUCUCAAAUUCUUCAGAUAAGCUCGACACCUCCUGUCUCUUUCAAACCAAUAGCUUCUUCGCAUCCAGGUAAGCUUUCCAGUAAACUUUCCCUCCAUUUUCUCGAGAAAAUCAGGGUUUUGUUAGUCAUUUGA